Messenger RNA from Carassius auratus (goldfish), 3494 nucleotides. Its product is annotated as LIM domain-containing protein 2-like. The transcript is spliced from 4 exons. The coding region runs from base 228 to 572 and encodes 114 amino acids. The record is from RefSeq and is a predicted model, not a curated record. Lineage: Eukaryota; Metazoa; Chordata; Actinopteri; Cypriniformes; Cyprinidae.
ACCAUCCGUUGAAAAGAGUGAGGUGGGGGUGAAAAGCACGUCAAGCUCUCUAGGCAGCUCGAACGAUCACAGCGUGUGCUGGUACGUUUCAGUGAGCUCAACCGGAGUUAAUCGUUUAGACCAGCGAAGGAAGCGAAUGAGAUUUCAACCGAGUCGCACACAGUGAGUGGAUCGGACAGGGCAGCACCAACCCCAUUUCUCUUCAGCAGCCUGAUAAAUACACCCAGAUGGACAACAGGAACGCGUCUGAUGACAAGCCCGUUCAGCGUUCUAAGUCUUUCGGUUUAAAGACCCAGAACGAGACGUGUGCAACAUGUGAGAAAACGGUUUAUCCGAUGGAGAGAUUGGUGGCCAACAACCUCAUCUUCCACACCACGUGCUUCUGCUGCAAGCAUUGCAACACCAAACUCAGUCUGGGGACCUAUGCAGCGCUGGCAGGGGAGUUCUACUGCAAACCACACUUCCAGCAGCUCUUCAAGAGUAAAGGGAACUACGACGAGGGCUUCGGCCGCAAGCAGCACAAGGAGCUCUGGGCCUCCAAGGAUGCAGAGAGCAUCACCAAGACCGCAUAAUCCUCAAUGAUUUCCAAAGCACCUUUCUCCUCCCUAUCCAAUGAUGAUGACCCUUUAUAUACUCUGCCCUCAUCAAUACACGCAUACACACACACACACACACACACACACACACACACACUCAUUUCAAGCACACAAGCAGUUGAUACAGGUUUCUCCUCUUAUCACAACACAAUCACAGAUAUACCACCACGUGAUAAGGUUGAUUAGCUUCCCCCUCUGUGUGUUGUUGUUCAUUUAAUUUUUUUGUCCUCCCACCCUUCCUUCUCUGCUUGGUUUUCAUUUUUAUUUAGCUUUAGAAAAUGUCUUUAUUUUAUUUAUUUUUUUUUGUAGUGUUGUGGAGUUAACAGUUAGUUGAUUGUGACCAAAAUCUUUGCGUCCCUAUAGGUGGGAUGAUUCACUUAUCAGCGUCAUUACGAUCUGUUUGGCAGUACUAGUGUCGAUUUGGUUUUUGUUGGUUUUCGGUUUCAAGAUGGUUUAGAUUAUACACUCAGGUAAAGAUUCUGGGUUGUUGCAUCAAGAUUCUUCAGCAAUCUCUUAUGUGCAUAGUGAACCUAAACGUUUUGUUUUAUGAUCGAUAUAUGUCCCUCACUUCAGUUACAGGAAUCUGUACGGUUUUCCCCUAAAGUGGGGAAACUUGAUUUUAAUUUUUUGUCUUUAAUUUUUUGGCUUUGCUGGCGCAGGGUAUUUUAUCUGUGAAUCUACAGGGUUUCACUGUACUGUAAAGAACUCACUUGAGUUCACACCCCCCUUACUUUUCAUUCAUUUUUUCAUCCUUGUUUUAUCUUCUUUUGACAUUUAAGAAUUGCUAUUUGACAGAUCAUGUCAAAUCUAUGAUCCAAUCAGACAAUAUCAAUCUUAUUAAGCAUGAGGAUCUUUUACCAAAUGUAGUUGUAAACACCACAUUUGCUCAGAUAACAUUUAACUUUACUGAAUAUUUACCACUCUAAAAUUAAUUUGAUGACAAGUUAAGAUUUAGACUUGCUGAAACGUAGACACAGUCUUAUAUCAGCCAUAAUUUCUGGCGCCCUCUAGUGUUUUGGAUAAUAUUCUUUAUUCGACCUAACGCUUGUUAUUAUUUGCCAUCUAUUGAUGCCAUCUAGUGAUAUCCAUGCCCGUUUUAUUAAACAUAAAUAUUCCUUGCAUAUCUUAUUUUAGUGUUAAAUAUUGUUUCCUCAGUUAUUUCUUGUAAAGGCGUUUGUAGAUAAGUACCACUAAGCUGAGUGAAUGUACUGUGAUGAGCUGUAGUGUGUACAUAUGCCUUGCUGCAUGGGACCAAGCUUGUUCGACAAAAUUAAGAUAUUCACAGGGAACUAGGUCUCAGACGAAAUUACAUUUUAUGAUGCUUUCCCCCACGCCCCGGCCCCCCAACUCCACCACUUCCUGUCAUCGCAUCAAUUUUUUUUGACUGUUUCCUGUGGGCUUCUCUGUGAUGAGGUUUUGUGGGACUUUGAGCACAUACGUAUCCGUGUGGCUCGGAAGCAUUGCUCAGGAAUAUGGAUGGGUCGCAGUGAUCCAGCAGUGUCACCCUAGUGUUCAUUUGUUAAAAGCGGGUGUUCACUAAAUGAAUCAUCUUUACACUCUAAAUCCACAAACAGUCAGCAGUUGGGGUUCGAGCAGGAAGGGGGUUCUGUACAUCUGAAUGAACACUUCCAUCCCAGGUUUAAUAUGCACACAUCAGCGUGAAACUGUGACUUGUGGCCAUAAGCUGUGACCUCUCCAGAGGUUCAUAUAGUUGUGCACAAACAUCAUUAAUGCCAUCUUGUUGUUUCUGUUUUAAUACUGCUUCUUUUUUGGUUUUCUAGUGGAAUGUGGUAAAGCUGUUCUGAUAAGUCUGUAUUUGUUAAAUGCCAUAAGGAAGUGGUCUGUAGAUAGUUUUGCCUGUAGUUUUAGGGCCAUGAUAAUGGCUUGUUGUGUUUGCAAAUGUCUCGUCUGCCUUCCAGUGCAAUGGCCUUUUGUCUGUACGUUUGAGGAGAUUCUCCAUUUAGACUUGCUAAGCCAUUGAAUAUUAUACAAAAAUGUUCAACAACUUGAAUGCCACACAAGUCCCUGUGUGUGUAUGUUUAAGAUGACUGUGAAAUUGAAAUGCAUUGCGAGGUUUAGAUGACUUAUCGAAAGCUCUUGGCAUGAACGGAAAUAAUAUUUUCAUAUUGAGCCUUAUUUUAGUUGCUUUUUUAUUUUUAAGAAGCCUUUGUUUUCAGCUUCCUAUGAGUCUUUUUUUCCCCCCAAAUCAUCAGCUUUUUUUAAAUUUCAUAAUCAACUUUCCCACUUUCUCUCUGUAAAUGAUUUGGUCUUCUUCCCAAUGCAUUUUCUUUUCUGUCCAAAUGUGCUUUUAAUUUUGGAAGAAACUUUUUACAGACGCAAAUCACUGUGUUUAUGCCAAUUGUUGGUUGGGUUUGCACGCAGUGCGCCAAGGUACAAAUGACACAAUAUCCUGCAAACGCUCACUGUUUUUAUAAACUACAGAACUAAUAGGAAAAAGGUACGCUCUCAUUUGCUCUUUUCUUGUGGAUUUGUAGUUCCUGAAAUGUGUGAGUGUCUUUGUAAAUGUAUGGAUAUUUAAGGUUGCAAUAGAUUAUUUUUAAAUGCCGUUGACUCUAUCUGCAUGCGUUGAGUGAGGAGAUAAAUGUACGCAAAGUGUAUUACUCUAUAUCUAAAAACUUGAUCAGUGGAACAAGGUGGCCUUAAAGCAGAGGGAGGUCUUGGCUCUUUACUUGUGUCUUUUGUCUCCCAUUAGGUUUAUUUUUGUCUCAGUAUUUUUAUCUGCCCUCCAGUUCAACUGCUACAAGAAUUUCUAAUAAAAUAUGAUUUUGCUUUCUUUCUCUUGCCACAGUUUUUUUCUCAUCUUUUUCUUUUCCUUUUUCUCAUUUUUUGUACACCCUUUUGGAGAAAAACAAUAAACGAUAUGCUGGUGUUGAUCAA